UCUCUGCCNUGUUUCAUCUCUAUUGAUAGAUAUAUUGCUGUCACUGACCCUCUGAUUUAUCCAACCAAGGUCACAGUGCCCAUUUCAGGGAUAUGUAUUGCCAUAUCCUGGGUCUGUUCAAUAACGUACAGUUUUUCUCUCUUUUACACAGGGGUCACUGAUGAUGGGUUGGAAGAACUGGUCAUUGCUCUCAGUUGUGUGGGAGGUUGCCAGGCUGCAGUGAAUCAAGACUGGGUUCUUAUUGGAUUUCUUGUGUUCUGUAUACCAACAAUUGCCAUGCUUAUUAUCUAUGGCAAAAUUUUUUUAGUGGCUAAACAACAAGCUAGGAAGAUAGAAAGUAGUAGCAACCAAGCUCAGGCUUCUGCAGAGAGCUAUAAAGAAAGAGUAGCCAAACGAGAGAGAAAGGCUGCUAAAACAUUGGGAAUUGCUAUGGCUGUGUUUCUUGUCUGCUGGCUGCCAUAUUACAUUGAUUCAAUAAUUGAUGCUUAUAUGAAUUUCAUAACUCCUGCUUAUGUUUAUGAGAUCUUGGUGUGGUUUGUUUACUACAACUCAGCUAUGAAUCCUUUGAUCUAUGCCUUCUUUUACCCUUGGUUUCGGAAAGCAAUAAAGCUCAUUGUGAGUGGCAGAAUCUUGAGGAAUGAUUCUUCAUCAAUAAAUUUGUUUUCUGAAGAAGUGGAAAUACACAACUGA
Molecule: messenger RNA, 690 nt
Organism: Gracilinanus agilis (Agile Gracile Mouse Opossum)
Lineage: Eukaryota; Metazoa; Chordata; Mammalia; Didelphimorphia; Didelphidae
Product: trace amine-associated receptor 9-like
Exons: 1
Biological process (GO): G protein-coupled receptor signaling pathway
Cellular component (GO): membrane
Molecular function (GO): trace-amine receptor activity
Source: RefSeq, a predicted model, not a curated record